AUGAAAAAACAAAUGAUCUAUGAAGUUCAAAUGGAAAGUAACUUUACACAAGAAACAGUUCCUCAACCAGUUGAGGAGAACAUCACUGAGCCAAUUCUUAAUGAAGAAUUAGUUAAAGAACAAUCACAGCAAACGGUUGAUGAAACUACUAUAACAACUGAAUUACAUGAUGUUGUUCACAAUUUUGUUCAAGACACUCUAAAGACGGUUGUUACAACUGAAGAGACUUACGCACCAAAGACAGAAGUACUUUCUCUUAAAGAAGAAUUAAAAGUACCCGAAGGAACAACUCAACAAGAAAUAGUUGAGGAAGUUAAGCCAUCGGAUGUCAUUGAAGUGAAAGAAGAAGUCAAAGUCGAAGAAAAGCCAAUUGAAGACAUUAAACAACAAGACGUUAUUGAAGAAUUGCCACCCGUAAAAGAAGAAGUCAUUGAACAAAAUGAACCAAGAUUCCAUUUACCUUCACCCGUCGCUCCGCAAAAGAAAGAAUAUCCCCCUCCCCUCUCCAUCAACCCACUCUCUCUCCAACAAAAUGUACAAAACAAUAAAACUGAAGAUCUCAAAGACCAAAAACAAGACGCAGAAUCCGUCCCUUCAACAUCACCUCCUCUCGACACACAAAAUAAACAACAACAAAACUUCACACAAGUCCUCAGACCAAUUGAAGUCCAAACUACACAACAACUCCAACAAAACAUUCAGUACCAACAAGCACAAGAAGAACCACGCGUCCCAUUUGUCCCUCCAGAAGUUACACAAGUCGAAGCUACAACCAAUCCGUAUGAACCUUUUAGCUCUCCACUUGUAUGCGCUCCAGUCGAACAAAAACAUGAUAAAGAUGGAAAUGUGCUGGGAUGGGAAGACGUUGAAAUUGAUCGCGAUGAAAUGGUUCAGUUAAACAAGAUGUGGAAAGACUUGAAGAAAGACUUGACUAAAGAUCAGCGCAAGAUUAUCAGCGCAUAUAUCAUGUAUAAGGCUGACCAUGUUGCGUACAAAAAGUUGAAGAAGUUCUUAAAGCAAGAAAAGCGCGAGCACGAGGAAGAAGAUCGGAAGAUGGAAAAAGUGAAGAAGACCGACAAACAUGAAAGGAAGUAUUACCAACAAUCUUUCGACAAGAAGGACAAGAAGUGGGAGAAAAAAGAGAUGAAACACUUCUGUAAGUGUAAACCACGAGAAAUGCGAUACCCAUUGAAUACUCAUUACUCCCCAUUGUUUAUGAACCAACAAACACCUCAACCGAUGUUCCAAACAAUUCCAAUCCCUCAACAACAAAGUCAACAAGUCCCACAACAAUUAUCACCACAACCUAAUAUCCCCCCACAACAAGAAGAAAUUCGUAACGAAGUCGAACAAAGUCGAAUUGACGACAACCAACAAGUCCCACAACAAGACAUCACAAAGAUCCAAAAAAUCGAUAGAACACCACUGCAACAACAACAAGUUCAACAACAAAUGAUGACACAAUCGUUGCCUCCUAACUUCAUAUCUAUGCCUUACGUUGUCCAACAACAAAUCGACCCAUUAAGAACACAACAAGUCUUCCAACCAUACAUCCAACAACCAAUUAUCCAACAACCAUUCGUACAACAACCUUACAUUCAACAACCGUUCUUGCAACAACAAUAUAUCCAACCACAACUACAGCAGGUACAACAACCAUUUGUGUUGCAAGGAAUGCCAUUUCCACAGACAAUGAACUACUCAUAA
Messenger RNA from Entamoeba invadens IP1, 1707 nucleotides. RefSeq lists its product as hypothetical. The coding region runs from base 1 to 1707 and encodes 568 amino acids. The record is from RefSeq and is a predicted model, not a curated record. The transcript has a single exon. Lineage: Eukaryota; Evosea; Mastigamoebida; Endamoebidae.